Messenger RNA from Elgaria multicarinata webbii, 2064 nucleotides. It is a transcript of the gene BCAS1, whose product is annotated as brain enriched myelin associated protein 1. The coding region runs from base 115 to 1920 and encodes 601 amino acids. The transcript has 13 exons. Gene Ontology annotation, biological process: myelination. The record is from RefSeq and is a predicted model, not a curated record. Lineage: Eukaryota; Metazoa; Chordata; Lepidosauria; Squamata; Anguidae.
GCAAAGGAAGGCAAAGGGAAGGACCUCUACAGACUGCAGCACCUGUAGCUGAACAGCUCCAGGAGAUCGCAGCAGUGCCAGGGUCUGGGCUGAAAGGCACCGCAAGCAGCCACGAUGGGGAACUCAAUGUCUCUGCAAAAGGAGCCUGAAGACCAUGAUCCGGUUCGUGGAACGGCGUAUAUGCAGGUUUCAUCUGAACCUCCUGGCAACAUCAAAAAUGGUCAUGUUGCAAUCCAGCCUGUAAAGACCGAUCUUUAUGUAAAUGGUGAUGCAGUGGAUGCAAGAGUGAGUGUUGUCCAGGAUAAUGCGGCCGUUUCUUCCCAGAAGACAAUGGAGAUAAGCUCCAUCUCUGAGGCCAAUGGAAAUAAUCUUGGGAAGGAAGCCAAGACUGCCCCACCAGCUGCCAAAUCCCGUUUUUCCUUUGCAUUUUCACGGCCUGUACCAGGACGUACCGAAGAGCAGGCAACAAAUUCAUCGGUUGGAUCGGCUCCGCUUGAUGUCAGCUCAGAAGUACCCCAAGCAAACAAAGCGUCGACUGAGAGGGUGGGCCUUCCUGCUGCAGCUGUGCCAGAGGAAGCUGGGGAUAAAAACCUAAGCCAAGCACCUCUCAGUGAAAUUGAACUCACAGCACCAGCUGAGGCAGAGGAGGAUGCUUCGCCCAAGCCCAAAGAGCUGACCUUUUUUGACCGACUUUUCAAAGUGGAAAAGAAGAACAAAGCACAAGAACAAAGCCAAGAGGAGGUUAAGGUAGAGGAUCCGGUGGUACUCAUCACAGUAGAAGAUACAGCAGGAUUACAAAGCACGCCAGAUCACGUCCUACAGCGAAAGGCAACUGAUACCACAGAGGAUACAACACAAAACGCUCUGCCACCGGACUCCACGGGUGUCAAUUGCUUGGCCUCUGAGGAUCUUGCCCAAGAAGAGGUAAAACCAGAGAACGUUAAGACAGCGGCUGGGACAGACUACAACAAUUCCGUCAUGAGCUUCUUUAAAACACUGGUUUCUCCAAGCAAGACAGAUUCCAAGGCUGAUUCUGAGGAAAAGGGAUCUCAAACAGGCCAUGGUGGGCAGCUUGCGGAGAAGACGGCGGCCGAUUCUCUUGUGAAAAGCACCAAGAAAAAGAAGCCAGACAGCCCCAGAUUAGGACACAGUACAUUUAGCAAACUGUUUAGGCAUAAGGCAAAGAAAGAUGCCCAACAGACAGCAAACACCAAAAUUACUGAGCAGCCUGAAACCAUUACUGUUGUGAAAUCAGAAAUAAACAUCCCGCCAUCACAGGAGAGUCCAGCAACAAAACAGAACACAAAAGCCCCCGAACCUCCAGUACAACAACCAGCAGUAGCAGCUGUCGUUAUCACCAAUGAAACUCCAAAAGAUGUGACGAAGGAGAGAUCUUCUUCUACUCCCAUACCUCUAAGUAAAUUCUUUUGGAAAAAGACUCCAACAGAUGACAUAGAAGUGAUAAAUACCGAGAGAAUUGAAGCAUCUCCUGAAAUUCCAGCUAGAGAUGAAACCAAAAGCCAGGAAAGUGCAGAAACAAAGUCCAAAGGAGAUGAGAAAUCUACCAAAACAAACCUGAGGAAAUUCUUUAAAUUGACACUGGACUUCACAAACAGGCCCUUGACUGAAAACAAAGAACCUGUGGUGGAGAUGGUUCAAGAGAACUCAACAGAGAAGCUGAACGCGCAGAAAGGGAACCAAGAGGAAGUCAAAGACCAGCAAGUUUCCCGGGCGCAAGAAACAACGGAGACAGAUUCCCUUCAGAACGGAGGGGAUGCAGCGAAGGAAAGAACUCCCAAGAGGAUAGAGAAGAGGCAGUCAUUUGGAGGGUUUUUUAAGGGCUUUAGCCCCAAACGGAUGCUUGAUGCGGAAGUGCAGACAGAUCCGGUGUCUAUUGUGUCUAUCGUGAAACCCAAGUAAGGAACACUCUGACAAAGCUGAAGACUCAUCGGAUCCCCGUCAUUUCUCCCCUUGCAUUAAAAAAAAUAAUGCCUUGUUUUGGUUCAUCCCUUCUAUUUCCCUUUCCCCCAACCCCACUGCCGCUUUACAUGGUUAUCGCCAAAU